Molecule: messenger RNA, 2343 nt
Organism: Trypanosoma theileri
Lineage: Eukaryota; Euglenozoa; Kinetoplastea; Trypanosomatida; Trypanosomatidae
Exons: 1
Biological process (GO): mitochondrial DNA replication; replication fork processing; error-prone translesion synthesis
Cellular component (GO): nucleus; mitochondrial matrix
Molecular function (GO): DNA-directed DNA polymerase activity; chromatin binding
Source: RefSeq, a predicted model, not a curated record
AUGCUUUGGUGUAAGUCCACCUUUAUCACCCACUUUAGUAAAGAAAAUUGCCGACUAUUCCCUACACAACAACAACUAUUUGAUUAUAUUGAUAUUGCGAAUAAAGAAACAAAAGAAAUAAAAGAAGAAGAAGAGGAAUCGUAUCUAAACAAAUGGUUACCGUUUGGUAUAGAGUUUCCAUCAGAGGAAGAAGUCGUACGGGAAUUAUCCUCACGAUCUCUACGUGCUUCUACUACUAAUAUUAAUACUACUAAUACUAAUAUGAAUAGUGAUAAUAAUAAUAAUAAUAAUAAUAAUAAUAAUAAUAAUAAUAAUAAUAAUAAUAAUAAUAGGAAUUAUCCACAGCGUACUUCUACUAGAUUGUUAUUUCGCAAACGACCACUAUCACUAUCACUAUCAGAAAAAGAAAAAGAAGAAGAAAAAAAAGAUAUACAAGUAAGAAGUGAGAUUCAACGACACGGGCGAGCUGUACGAGAAGAUUACGCUUUAUUAUAUGGAGCCACAUCUCUCUCUAUGCAAACACGUAUGUUUCUCGCCACAACUCGUUUAGGUCUUGUGGAAAUAAUUAAAUCCAUAGAAUCUUCACAAUUACAUUUAUAUGAAAUUAUUCGGGAUGGUAGACCUUGUCAUUUUUAUUUGGAUGUGGAACGGGAAAAGGAUUACUCCGCUUGGCAUCCUGUUGUCGAUAUAACGGAUAUUCCUAGUAGUAGUAGUUCUUCUUCUUCUCUUAAUAAUGAUAGUGAUAAUGAUAGUGAUAAUAAUAAUAAUAAUAAUAAUAAUAAUAAUAAUAAUAAUAAUAAUAAUAACACUGAUAGUGAUAAUAAUAAUAUUAAUAAUAAAGAUAAUAAUAAUAAUAAUAAUAAUAAAGAAAAAGAAAAAGAAGAUAUGUAUUGUAAUAUUUCUGCGGAAUAUACAAAAGCUCUGGAAACGGCCAAAUGGCGUCCAUUAAGAUGUUGUCCAUGGAAUUGUCCUUUACGUGCAGAUAAUCAACAUACACGGGAUAUCUUAUUAACAGAACUACGUUUGUUUCUUUAUACAAACUAUCCAGAGUUCUUUUCUUCUAACGAUAAUAAUAAUAAUAAUAAUAAUAAUAAUAAGAAUACGGAUAAAGGAGAAGAUGAAACGAUAAUAACAAGUGAUAUGGGAUUAGGAAAUGAUGUAGAGGUGAUUGUCCUUUGUUCUAAAAAUCCAUCUCAUAUGAAUAAUAAUAUUAAUAAUAAUAGUAAUAAUAAUAAUAAUAAUAAUAAUAAUAAUAAUAAUGAGAAAUUCUCUCAACAUUAUGUCAUUAAGUUUAAUAAACGAUGGUUUCGCAGUAAUGCCCACGUUGGACGUGUAGUAAAUCACUUUGUGGAUUAUUUAUAUGAACAAGCCAUGCGAUCUCCACAUAUACAUACCGCCCUUUUCUAUCAUGAUCCACCAAAGGAAUUUCCUGUUCUCCCACCCAGUCAAACAACAUUAUCUUCAUUAUCUACAUCAAUAUCAUUAUCUACAUUAACUUCAUCUUCUUCUUUAUGUUGUUUACCGUUUUUACCACUUCGUUGUGUAAUUGAUACUGCUGUGUAUAGUCGAAAUCGGAUGCUGCGUUGUUUUGGUAGUUGUAAACUACAUAAGAAGAGUAUACUUGAGUGGGAAAUCGCAUUUCCCACUUCUUCUUCUUCCAAUAAUAAUAAUAAUACUAAUACUAUUAAUAAUAAUAAUAGUAGUAGUAAUAGUACUAAUAAUAAUAAGGAAAGAGAAAAGUUGGUUCAUUUCUUUUCUUCACUUGUGAGUCUACAACAGGGUCAUCGCAGACUUAUCCAUAUUCCAGUUAAUAAUAUUAAUAUUAAUGGUGAUAGUAAUAAUAAUAAUAAUAAUAAUAAUAAUAAUAAUAAUAAUAAUAAUAUUAGUAGUGGUAUUCGUUCAGGUGUUAUUCUAACAACAUCUACUAAUGAAGAAACAGAGUAUGAAACUAUAUGUGAACCCUCUUCUUCUUCUUCUACAUCUAUUCGCCUUUUAAAUGAUAAAGAAUCUACCAAGUAUACUUCUCUUAUACAAUAUAUUAUACAAGAGUGGAAUAAAGUAAGUAAUAGUAUACAUUGUCAAGUAAAUCGUAUACGAGAAUAUAAUGGUGGACGAUAUAUAUUAUUUUUAAUAGAAGGAUCUAAAUAUUGUGAAAAUAUAAAUCGUGAACAUCGAUCAAAUCAUAUUUAUAUUACAAUAGAUGUACAAGAACAGAUAUGGGUACAGAAGUGUUUUGAUCCGGAUUGUAUACAGUUUAGAAGUAAACCACGGUCUAUACCAACAUCUUUAUUAACAUCCUUAUCACUAUCACUAUCAUCAUCACUAUUGUUGAGAUCAGAAGAA